GAAGAAGUACAAAAUGUCCUUAAUGCUAUGCAGAAAAUCUUAGAGUGUCCAAUCUGUCUGGAGUUAAUCAAAGAGCCUGUUUCCACAAAAUGUGACCAUAUAUUUUGCAAAUUUUGUAUGCUGAAACUUCUCAACCAGAGGAAAGGGCCUUCACAGUGUCCUUUGUGUAAGAAUGAUAUAACCAAAAGAAGCCUACAAGAAAGUACAAGAUUCAGUCAACUUGUUGAAGAGCUGUUGAAAAUCAUUCAUGCUUUUGAACUUGACACAGGAUUACAGUUUGCAAAUAGUUACCAAUUUUCAAAAAAGGAAAACAACUCUCCUGAGCAUGUAAAGGAGGACGUUUCUAUCAUCCAAAGUACGGGCUACCGAAAUCGUGCCAGAAGACUGCGACAAAGUGGAACUGAAAAUCCUGCAUUGCAGGAAACCAGUUGUAAUGUGCAGCUCUCUAACUUUGGAAUUGUAACAUCUCUGAGGACGAAGCAGCAAAAGCAGCUGCACAAUAAGUCUGUCUACAUUGAAUUGGGAUCUGAUUCUUCUGAAGAGACCGUUAAUAAAGCAAGUUACUACAGUGUGGUAGACCAAGGCUUGUUACAAAUCAACCCACAAGGAGACAGCGCUGAAGCAAGUUUGGAUCCUGCAAAGAAGACUACUUGUGAGUUGUCUGAGGACCUAACAAAUGUUGAAUAUCAUCAAUCCAGUAAUAAAGACUUGAAUACCAUUAAGAAGCAUGCAACUGAGAGGCAUCCAGAAAAGUAUCAGGGUAUUUCUGUUUCAAACUUGCAUGUGGAGCUAUGUGGCACAAAUACUCAUGCCAGCUCAUUACAGCAUGAGAACAGCAGUUUAUUACUCACUAAAGACAGAAUGAAUGUAGAAAAGGCUGAAUUCUGUAAUAAAAACAAACAGCCUGGCUUAGCGAGGAGCCAGCAGAACAGAUGGGCUGGAAGUAAGGCAGUGUGCAAUGACAAGCAGACUUCUAACACACAGACAGAGGUGUAUAGGAGUGCUGGUCCCAUGUACAGGAGAAAAGAAGUAAAUAAGCUGAAAUCUCCAUGGUCUGAGAGUCCUGGAGCUACCCAAGAGAUUCCUUGGAUAACACUGAAUAGUAGCAUUCGGAAAGUUAAUGAGUGGUUUUCCAGAAGUGAUGGCCUGGAUGAGUCACAUGAUGAAGGGUCUGAAUCAAAUGCAGAAGUUGCUUGUAAAUUCGAAUUUCCCAACGAAGUACAAGGAUAUUCUAGUUCUUCAGAGAAAAUAGACUUAAUGGCCAAUGAUCCUCAUGAUGCUUUAAUAUGUGAAAAUGAAAGAGUCGUCUCCAAACCAGCAGUAAGUAACAUUGAAGAUAAAAUUUUUGGGAAAACCUAUCGGAGGAAGACAAGUCACCCUAACUUGAGCCAUAUAACUGAAGACCUAAUGAUAGGAGCUGUUGCUACAGAAGCUCAGAUGGCACAAGAACGUCCUGUUACAAAUAAAUUAAAGCGCAAAAGGAGAACCUCAGGCCUUCAUCCUGAGGAUUUUAUCAAGAAAGCAGGCUUGGAAGUUGUUCAAAACACUCCUGAAAAGAUAAAUCAGGAAACUAACCAAAUGGAGCAGAAUGAUCAAGUGAAGAAUAUUGUUGAUGGUGGUCAUGAAAAUGAUACAAAAAGUGAUUAUGUUCAGAAAGAUAAGAGUGCUAACCCAGCCAAAUCAUUCACAAAAGAGUCUGCUUUCAGAACUAAAGCGGAACCUAUAAGCAGUAGUAUAAGCAAUAUGGAACUGGAAUUAAACAUGUACAAUUCUAAAGCACUGAGGAAGAAUAGGUUGAGGAGGAAGUCCUCUUCCAGGCAUAUUCACACACUUGAACUUGUAGUCAAUAGAAAUCCAAGUCCACCUACUUACACUGAACUACAGAUUGAUAGUUGGCCUAGCAGUGAAGAGAUAAAGGAAACAAGUUCUGAACAAAAGCCAACCAGACACAGCAGAAACCUUCACCUCAUGAAAGAACAAGAAACCACAACUGGAACCAAGGACAAUAAUAAGCCAAAUGAACAAAUAAGUAAAAGCCAUGCCACUGACAGUUUGUCAGAACUAAACAUAACAAAUAGAACUGACUUUAUUACUAACUGCCCACAUUCUGAUAAUCUUCAAGAAUUUGUCAAUCCUAGCCUUCAAGGAGAGGAAAGGGAAGAGAAAUCAGAAACAAUGCAAGUAUAUGAUAACACCAAAGACCCUGAGGAUCAGGUGUUAAGUAGAAGAAGGGAUUUGCAAAUGGAAGGAUCUGUUGAGAGUACCAGUGUUUCAGUGAUACCUGAUACUGAUCAUGGCACUCAGGACCACACCUCAUUACUGGAAGCUGGCACCCUCAGGAAGGCAGAAACAGCACCAAAUCAAUGUACAAGUCAGUGUGAAGCAAUUGAAAAUCCCAACCAACUUAUCCAUGGUUGUCCUAGAAAUGACACAGAGGGCUUUAAGGAUCUAUUGAAACAUGAAGUUAAACACAAUCAGGAGACAUGCAUAGAAAUGGAAGAGAGUGAACUUGAUAUUCAGUAUUUACAGAAUACAUUCAAGGUUUCAAAGCGUCGAUCAUUUGCUCUGUUUUCAAAUCCAGAAAAGGAAUGUGCAACAGUUAGUGCCUACUCUAGGUCCUUCAGGAAACAAAGUCCAAAAGCCACUCUUGAAUGUGGCAAAAAAGAAGAAAAUCAGGGGCACAAAGAGUCUAAAAUCAAGCAUGUACAGGCAAUUCUUACAAGUGUGGGCUAUCCUGGACUCUGUCAGAAAGAGAAGUCAAGUGAUUAUACCAAAGGUAGCAUUCAAGGGGCCUCUAGGCUUCGUCAGUCAUCUCAGUUCAGUGGCAAUGAAUCUGAACAAAUUACUGCAAGCCCAGAUCAAACACCAUUGCUUUCUAAAUGUAAGAAAAACCUGUCUGAAGAAAGAUUUGAGGAACAUGCAGUAUCACUUGAAAAAGCAGUGGGAAAUGAGAGCAUCAUUCAAAGCACAGUGAGCCAAAAUCACAUUAGGGAAAGGGCUUUUAAGGAAACCAGCUCAAGUAGUACUAAUGAAGUAGGUUCUAGUAGCGAAAACAUCCAAGCAGAGGUAGGUAGGAACAGAGGACCUAAGUUAAAUGCUAUGCUCAGAUUAGGUUUUAUGCAACCUGAAGUCUAUAAACAAAAUCUUACUCUAAGUAAUUGUAAACAUCCUGAAAUAACAAAGCAGGGAGACAGUGAAGGAGUAGUUCAAGCUGCUCAUCCAGAUUUCUCUCCAUGUCUAAUUUCAGAUAACCUAGAACCACCUAUGGGGAGUAGUCAUGCCUCUCAGAUUUGUUCUGAGACACCUGAUGACCUGUUAGAUGAUGAUGAAAUCAAAGAAAAUAUCAGCUUUGCUGAAAGUGGCAUUAAUGAAAAAUCUGCUGUUUUUAGUAAAGAUGACCAGAGAGGACAAUUCAGAAGGAACCUAAGCCCUUUAUCCCAUUUAGAUUUGACUCAGAGUCACUUAAGAGAUACCAGAGAAUUAGAGUCCUCAGAAGAGAACCUCUCUAGUGAGGAUGAAGAGCUCCCCUGCUUCCAACAUUUAUUAUUUGGUAAAGUAACCAAUGUAUUUUCUCAAUCCACCACACAUAAUGCUGAUGCCGUAGAUUGUCUGUCUAAGAACACCGAAGAGAACCUAGGAUCAGUACAGAAUAGCAUAAAUGGCUACAGUAACCAGGUAACAUUGGUAAAGACAUCCCAAGAACAUCAUUUUAGUGAGGAUACAGGAUGUUCUGGUAGCCUAUUUUCUUCACAGUGCAGUGCAUUGGAAGAUUUGCCUACAAAUACAAACACCCAGGGUCUUACAAAUACAAACACCCCAGGUCCCUUUUUAGUGUUUGGUACUCCUUCCAAACACGUGAGUCAUCAGUCUGAAAACCAGGAAGUUGCUCUGAGUGACAAGGAAUUGGUUUCAGAUGAUUACGAAAGGGAAACUGGCCUUGAAGAGGAUAAUCACCAAGAUGACCAGAGUGUGGAUUCAAACUUAGGUGAAAUAGCAUCCGGGUAUGAGAAUGAAUCAAGCCUCUCUGAAGUUGGCUCAGGGCUGUCCUCUCAGAGUGAUAUUAUAACCACUCAGCAGAGGGAUACCAUACAAGAUAACCUGAUAAAGCUCCAGCAGGAAAUGGCUGAACUGGAGGCUGUGUUAGAGCAACAUGGAAGCCAGCCUUCCAACAGCUCCCCUUCCCUUCUCACAGGCUCUCAUGCCCCCAAGGACCUGUUAAAUAUGGAACAGAACACAUCAGAAAGAGGAUCCAUGCUAACUUCAGAGAAAAGUGAAGAACAGCCUAUAAGUAAGAAUCCAGAAAGCCUUUCUGCUAAUAAGUUCCCAGUAUCUCCAGAUGGUUCCACCAGUCCAAAUAAAGAACCAGCAAUGGAAAGGUCUUCAAAAUUCCUGGUAGAAAACAGGUGCAAUGUGCGCAGCCAUUCAAGAAGUCUUCAGAAUGGAAACUGCCAGUCUCAGGAGGCGCUUGUUAAAACUGUGGAUGUGGAGGAGCAACAGCUGGAAAAGCCUGAGGCAUGUGGUUUCGUUGAGCAGUCUUAUUUGCCAAGGCAAGAUCUAGAGAGGACCCCUUGUCUAGAAUCUGGAGUCAGCCUCUUCUCUGAUAAUCCUGAAUCUGAUCCAUCUGAAGACAGAGCCCCAGACCCGACUGAUGUUUGCAGCAUGCCAAGUUCAUCGUCUGCAUUGAAGUUACCCCAGUUGCAAGUUGUAGAAUCUGCCAACAGUUCAGCAGAUACUCAUACUACAAAUCCUGCUAGGAACGAUGUGAGGGAAGAAAGCGUGAGCAGGAAGAAGCCAGGAGCGCUAUCUUCGACAGAAAUGGUCAACAAAAGAAUAUCCAUGGUGGCAUCAGGCUUGACUCAAAAAGAAUUUAUGCUUGUGCACAAGUUUGCCAGAAAACACCACUGCACUUUAACUAAUCAAAUUACUGAAGAGACUACUCAUGUUAUUAUGAAAACAGACACUGAGUUUGUGUGUGAACGGACAUUGAAGUAUUUUCUGGGAAUUGCUGGAGGGAAAUGGGUAGUUAGCUAUUUCUGGGUGACCCAGUCUCUUAAAGAAAAAAAGCUGCUAGAUGAGUGUGAUUUUGAAGUCAGAGGAGAUGUUGUCAAUGGAAGAAACCACCAAGGUCCAAAGCGAGCAAGAGAACUCCAGGACGGAAAGAUCUUUGAGGGUCUAGAAAUCUGUUGCUAUGGACCUUUUACCAACAUGCCUACAGAUCACUUGGAAUGGAUGCUACAGCUGUGCGGGGCUUCUGUUGUGAAAGAGCUAUCAUCGUCCUCUCUCCGCACGGUUACUCACCCGAUUGUGGUCGUGCAGCCAGAUGCCUGGGCAGAGGAUGGUGGCUUUCAUGCAAUUGGACAGCUGAGUGGUGCACCUGUGGUGACCCGAGAGUGGGUAUUGGACAGUGUCGCUCUUUACCAACGCCAGGAGCUGGACACCUACCUGAUCCCCCAGAUCCCCCAUGGCUACUACUGAUUCCAGCCAGGCCCUGGGA
Chrysochloris asiatica (Cape golden mole) is the source of this 5494-nucleotide messenger RNA. It is a transcript of the gene BRCA1, whose product is annotated as breast cancer 1, early onset. The transcript has 22 exons. Lineage: Eukaryota; Metazoa; Chordata; Mammalia; Afrosoricida; Chrysochloridae. Gene Ontology annotation, molecular function: ubiquitin-protein transferase activity; zinc ion binding; DNA binding. Gene Ontology annotation, cellular component: plasma membrane; BRCA1-A complex; BRCA1-BARD1 complex. The record is from RefSeq and is a predicted model, not a curated record. Gene Ontology annotation, biological process: positive regulation of transcription by RNA polymerase II; chordate embryonic development; double-strand break repair via homologous recombination. Bases 28 to 5475 code for a protein of 1815 amino acids.